Messenger RNA from Scheffersomyces coipomensis, 1119 nucleotides. RefSeq names its product threonine aldolase. The transcript has a single exon. Gene Ontology annotation, biological process: L-threonine catabolic process; glycine biosynthetic process. Bases 1 to 1119 code for a protein of 372 amino acids. Gene Ontology annotation, molecular function: L-allo-threonine aldolase activity. Lineage: Eukaryota; Fungi; Ascomycota; Pichiomycetes; Serinales; Debaryomycetaceae. Gene Ontology annotation, cellular component: cytosol. The record is from RefSeq and is a predicted model, not a curated record.
AUGUCUGCUUCAUUUGCUAAUUUUACAAGCCAAAGUCCGGCUCAUAAUGAAUUUCGUAGUGAUACCUUCACUACUCCAACUUUAUCUAUGAUUGAGUCAUUAGCUAAUUCCUCCUUAGGUGAUGCUGUCUAUAAUGAAGAUAAUUCGACCAUUCAAUUAGAAAAGAAAGUAGCUGCUAUUGCUGGUAAAGAAGCUGGUCUUUAUUGUGUUAGUGGUACUUUAUCAAAUCAAAUUGGUCUUCGUACUAAUCUUUUCCAACCUCCUUAUAGUAUUUUAUGUGAUUAUAGAGGUCAUGUAUAUGUUCAUGAAGCUGGUGGAUUAUCAACUUUAUCACAAGCUAUGGUUCAACCUAUCAUUCCAAAAAAUGGUAAAUACUUAACUUUAGUUGAUGAUAUUUUACCUGUAUUUAUACCUGAUGAUGGUGAAAUUCAUGGAGCUCCAACCAAAUUAAUCUCCUUAGAAAAUACUUUACAUGGUAUGAUCUUCCCCUUAGAAGAAAUCAAAUUAAUUUCUAAUUUCUGUAAGAAGAAUGGUGUUAGAUUACAUUUAGAUGGGGCUAGAUUAUGGAAUGCUUCAGUUGCAACUGGGAUUUCUAUAAAAGAAUAUUGUUCAUAUUUCGAUAGUGUUUCAUUAUGUCUUUCUAAGACUUUAGGAGCUCCAAUUGGUUCAGUAUUAGUUAGUGAUAAAAAAUUCAUUUUAAAAGCUAAUCAUUUUAAAAAACAAAAUGGGGGUGGUAUUAGACAAAGUGGAUUAUUAGCUGUCAUGGCUAUAACUGCUAUUGAUGAAAAUUUACCAAAAUUAAAAAAGACUCAUGAAUGGGCUGCUGAAUUAGGUCAAAUAUGUCAAGAAAAAGGGAUAAUUUUAGAACAUCCAGUAGAGACUAAUUUUGUAUUUGUUGAUUUAAAAGCUAAUAAAAUCGAUGUGAAGAAAUUAGUUGAAAUUUCUGAUAAAUAUGGUGUUAAAGUAUAUGCUGGUAGAAUUGCAUUCCAUUAUCAAGUAAGUGAAGCUAGUUUUGAAGCUGUUAAGAAAGUGGUAGUUGAAGCUUUUGAAUAUGCUCAAUUACAUCCUUACAAUGGUGAAGAUACAAUCAGAUUCUAUAGUGCCACUGAUGAUGAAUAA